AUGGCCGGCAAGUACGCCAAGGAUCAGCCUGCGGGCUUUACCAACCGCAUCGAGAGGGUCGCCAUCAUCGGCGCCGGAGGCCAUAUCGGCAGCCACCUGACGCGGGCUCUGGUGGCCACCGGCAAGCAUAAGGUGACGGCACUCACCCGCAGAGAGAGCAAGAACGAGAUCCCCUCGGGCACGACGAAGGUGUACAUCGACUACGGCGAUCCGGAGUCGAUCGUGUCUGCUCUGCAGGGCCAGCAGUUUCUCAUCCUGACGCUCAGCGUGUUCGGUCCGGCGGCCGACACGGCCGCCAAGGUGAUCGCGGCGGCAGCCAAGGCGGGCGUGCCGUACGUGAUGCCCAACGGGUUCGGGAUCGACUUCAGCGACGACAAGUUUGCCGAGGAAGCCCUCUUAGGGGUCGGCGUGCGGGCGCAGAUCAAGGAGGUCGAGGACCAGGGCGUGUCGAGGUGGGUAGCGCUGGUGUGCUCUUUCUGGUAUGAGCACUCGCUGGCGCUGGGCGAGAGCUGGUUCGGCAUCGACAUCGACGACAGGACGGUGACGUUCCUGGACGACGGCAAGACGGCAAUCAACUCGUCCACGUGGGAGCAGUGCGGGCGCGCCGUGGCCGCCUACCUCAGCCUGCCGGAGCUGCCAGCUGACGAGAGCGACGGAGGCCCGACGGUGUCGCGGUGGGCCGACAGGCCGCUGCGCAUCUCGAGCUUCGUCGUCUCCCAGCGCGACAUGCUCGACAGCCUCAACCGCGUGCUGGGAACCACCGAUGCCGACUGGAAGAUCACGCACGAGCCCACGCACGAGAGGUACCAGAAGAGGCUUGCCCUCAUGGGAGAAGAGGGCCCCAACCUCGUCCGCGCAAUGAUAGGCGCCGCGUACACCCGCGCCUUCUACCCCAACGGUGACGGACAGUACAAGGACGACAACGAGGCCAUCGGCUUGAAGGAUGAGGACAUUGACGACGCCACCAGGUCCGCACUUGCUCUGCUCAAGUCUGGGUACAAGGCCAGUGUCUUCAAAGGGGCUGGACUCUUGUAG
This is a messenger RNA of Geosmithia morbida, 1035 nucleotides long. RefSeq names its product Nucleoside-diphosphate-sugar epimerase. The record is from RefSeq and is a predicted model, not a curated record. The transcript is spliced from 2 exons. NCBI's taxonomy places the organism in Eukaryota, Fungi, Ascomycota, Sordariomycetes, Hypocreales, Bionectriaceae. Bases 1 to 1035 code for a protein of 344 amino acids.